This is a messenger RNA of Paramacrobiotus metropolitanus, 3331 nucleotides long. RefSeq names its product homeobox protein Hox-A4-like. Lineage: Eukaryota; Metazoa; Tardigrada; Eutardigrada; Parachela; Macrobiotidae. The record is from RefSeq and is a predicted model, not a curated record. Bases 1326 to 2786 code for a protein of 486 amino acids. Gene Ontology annotation, biological process: anterior/posterior pattern specification; regulation of transcription by RNA polymerase II. The transcript has 6 exons. Gene Ontology annotation, molecular function: DNA-binding transcription factor activity, RNA polymerase II-specific; RNA polymerase II cis-regulatory region sequence-specific DNA binding. Gene Ontology annotation, cellular component: nucleus.
GUCGGGAUGGCAUCAUGCGGCUAUACGAUAAGCAGUCUCAGAGAGAACGGCUAUUUCGACGACAGCCGAGGUGAAGCGCGCAGACAGAGCGAGCAAGAGCGCCAGACAGACGCACAGCGGCAUCGUUAGCUGCAGUGCAGCUUUAUUUACGCUCAUUACCAUUAGCCAAUGACGGCCUGUGGCCCAUUUAUUACACAUUUCGCCCUGGCCACAGCCGCGGCCUUACGUACACGUCGUUAGCGUCAGGCUGUCAGCCAUCGCUAGAUAGCGUCCAAUGGGCGGCGAUUGCUCCGCUCUCUCUUACGCUGACAAUCAGGCAGAAUUGCGUUGCAUGCUAGCGCUAUUCCAUAUAUUCCGCCCUGUUCUGUCAGCUUCCGAUCUACUUUUCACCGAUCCUACCCAAUUGCAAUACGCACGUAUUCAGGAAAUCCAUCUAACAUCCGCCACACAUUCGCUCUUGCCAAGACAUUGCGUAUUUACUUGCCAAGAAGCCAUCUAUUCUGCUUCUUCACUAGUGAAGUCUCCGCCAUUUCCUGAAUUGCAGUCAGCGUUGUUUAGCACGCACGAGGUUAAUUGCGCGAAAUUCCGCUGCGCGGUAAUCGCAUGCCCAUUGCACGUAGAAAUGAUGGCCGUUUGCAGGGGAAUAUAAUGGUUAUUUAUUGUGUGCGACUGGCAUCAUCAUCCUGAUUUAUGCUCUCCUCAUUCCGAAGGCGCACAACUACGGCAGCGCUAGUUAUACUUAACGCCGGCACGGAGGCGCUUUAAGUUGCAGUGCUGCAGCUGAAGCGGUUGGGUUGGCGCGGCGCAUAACCAUAAUCAUAAUCAUCAUCAUUAUCAUCAUCAUCAUAAAUUUCCAGUUAAUGUUAACAGGACCAUUACGGCACUGUACAGAUACAGCCAGUGUCUUGGCCGCUGUAUACGUACCGGCGCUGAGACGUUAGCCGCAUCCUUGUAUUAUGAUAUAUACAUACGGGAUUGAUGAUUGUUGAUGGUUAUUGCAUUCUGAUUCGCCCAUCAUCAUUACCAUCAUUCAGUCUGUGCUGUGUAUAAGCAGGAUCGGUGAGCGGUGUGUGCAGCACGGAAGGAGCAAUUAAUUGGCCGCGGCUGGAACGUCUCAACGACCUUCCACGAUCCGCAGCAGAAGCCCUGCACUGCACUGAUAAUCAUAUACAUACAGAUAUUGGCAAUCUGCGAGCCAGCGGCAGCCAGCCGGAACGCCGCAGCAACUUUCUCUUCCGCCUCAUCCGAUCCGACCCGUUCGCUGCAUCGGCCGCGGCCAUCAUUAAUCACCACACACAACAAUAUUAGCUGUCACUUUCCCAAGGAUGGACGCCGCCAACGGACAUCCGCUGUGCGGCCACGGCUACGGCUACGGCGGGGCCGCGGCGGCCGCCUCCAAAUUCCUGUACCCGGGCUACCGGCAGUCAGCGGUCGGGGGCAUGGUCAACGGUUCGGCGGGGAGCGGCACCUUCCCGGUGUACCAGCCGCCCAACAGCUACAACGGCUACCCGGUGCACCAGUCCGCCUCUCCGUAUUACCCCGGCAUGGCCUCCAGCCAGCACGCCACCAAGGCCAGCUCGCCCACUAACCACUUCUGGCCCUCCGCCUACCCCUUCGACCCCGCCACCGCCGUCGAGCCCUUCCAUCAGCCCUUUUCGCCGGCGUCUAACCACCACUACUCUCACAAUCCAACCGUUUUAAACUCGAAUCAUUUCGACGAGUCGGGCGUGAUUUCCUACGGCGGGAUGCCGGUGCCGGCCCACCAGCCCCUCUCCGACAUCCCCUACCAGUCUACCCACCGCCAGCGCGCCUCCAACAGCGGUGACCUUUACCAGUCCCCACCGGCCGCUGCGGCGCGCUACGCCCCGCACAGCCCAGAACAGCCAGCGCAUUCCAAGAGCGGCACCGCCGUCUCCAGCCCGGCGCACAGCCUGCACAGUGACAUGAAGCCUCUCAGCCACCACGGGAAUCCCGCGGUGCCCACCAGCGAGGCGCAGCCAUGCGUGCAGAGUAAUCAGCAGCAGCAAUCCGCCGAUGCGAUGGCGACGGAUGACGCCGAGGAGGAGGACGGCGACGACGCCGAUUCGGCCGCCAACGAGCAGGCCGCCGCGAACGACGGGUUUCUCAUUAAGACGGAAGAGGCCAAGCCGCACAUCCAGGAAUUAAGCCCCUCCCACCACCAUCCGGUCAUCUAUCCCUGGAUGAAGAAGGCCUACACCGGCAACCACCAUGGAAGCGCUGACCCGUAUCGCAGCAGCAACCGCAGCGCCGCGUACGGCGGAGGCGGCGCGGACAGCCCGAACGGCAGUCUGAGCGGGACCGGCAUCGGGCCGAGCAGCGGGCCGCUGAGCGCCGCCACCGCCGGCCACCUGGAGACCAAACGCCAGCGGACGGCCUACACGCGCCAUCAGAUUCUGGAGCUCGAAAAGGAGUUUUAUUACAACCGCUACCUCACACGCCGGCGCCGCAUCGAGAUCGCCCAUACGCUGCAGCUCACCGAGCGCCAAAUCAAAAUAUGGUUCCAGAACCGGCGGAUGAAGUGGAAGAAGGACCACAAACUGCCCAACACGAAGCCCUCCAGCAACAACCACCACCACCUGCACCACGGCAGCACCACCGCCGUCAGCUGCGGCCCGGGCAGCAACGGGCCGCUGGGCCAGCACGGCCACGGCCACCAUUCGGCGGGCCAGACGCACGGCCCCGCCCACCCAACCCACAUCGGGCACGGCGUCAUCAUGCAGCAGUUGGCGGCGGCGGCCAGCGGCAGUCCAUCCAGCAUGGCCUGAACUCCACUGAACGCUGCUUAUAUGCAGCCAAACAGCGUGUGCAGCGCGCUGACCUAAAAUGGAUCGACCGGUUUAGCCAGCUUCCGAUGGAGCGACGGCUCCCUCUCCUCUCUCAACUCCCUCGCAUGUAUCUGCCGCAGACAACACCGACUGACGUUGUUCUGCGUUUCCACAUGCCAAAGACUGAAUUUUGUUGUUUCGCUGAAGAGUUUCCUUCGCAUGCGCAUGCUAAUGUCGACUGUACAGUGUACAGACAUUUCAUCGGUUCCCUAUGUUAUACGCUUAUUUCCGGGCAGAAUGGAAGACGUUGCGCUCGCUGCCGAAUUCUAUGCGGCACAGCGCAGCGCGUGAUCCGUGAUGAAUUUUCUACAACGACCUCAAUCAUUUAUAUCUGCAGAAUCCUGCAGACUCUUAGAUUAACGAACUAGGAUUAUUGGAACGCGGUUAAGCAUGUGUUGUAAUUUAAUUUAAUUUCUAGAAACUGUUGCGCGGUAUAUUAUUCCACUGUGGUCGUUUUUGUUCACUGUAUCUGUGCGGGCCGUCGC